UUGGGUUGUGGAUUCUCCGGUGGAUACGGAUGCUCGCCUUACAAGAACGACUAUGACGUGUGAACACAGCGGACAUUUUUGGAAAUAAUCGCAAAAUAAGAAGAUAUUUCGAUAUUUCUUGAGAAAUAGCUAGUGUGUAUCCUUCAUACUGGAUGAAAUAUGGGCAGCCGCAGUCAUUCUCGCUCCCCUGGGAGUGAUCGACGAGACAGAUACAGGAGGAGUCAUGAUAGGGAGCGAAGUAAUAGACGUGAAAGGGAAAAGGACAGAGAUAGAUAUCAAAAGUAUAACAGAAGGAGUGGAAGUCGUGAGCGAAGUCAGAGCAGGGACAGAUCACUUAGAGAAAAAUACAGAAGUUGGAACAGAGGUCGCCGUCGUUGGACUUCAUAUCCGUCAAAAAAUGAAAGGUAUCAUCGUAAGAGAGAACAAAUGAGAGGUGAUAGACGAAGAUAUGGAAGGGAUUAUUCUAGCUCUGAUGAUGAACAGCAAACAUGGGAUAGGUACAGAGGCAGAGAUGAACGAUAUAGACGCAGAGGUAGAAUCUGGGACAGAUACGGAGCUAGAAAUAGGAUGGAGGUUUUUAGUAAUCGAAAUGUGCGGUCAGAAAGGCAUCAUAAAGAAUAUACUCCUGAAAGAUCCAGGAGAUCACGCUCCACAGAUCGCAGAGGUCGAAAAAGUGAAAGAAAAUCACGAAAAAGUUCAUCUACUAGUGACUCAAGUAGUGAAAGUUCGUCUGAUGGAGACACAAAGAAGAAGAAGGAAUCUGAAGACAGUGAUGUUUCAUCAGAUGACGAUCCUAAAAUCAAGAAAGAAUCAGAGAGCACUACUGAUUCUUCUGAUGAAGAUACAGAUGUUGCUAAGAAGUAUGAUUCUAGUGAUCAUGAAUAUAGAAAGAAAAAGCAUGCUAAACCAAGUAAACCUAAAGAACUGAAAACUGAAAAAGUUAAAGAUGAAAAGGCUGUUGAAAAGAAAUCACAAAAAUAUGAAAGUUCAGACUCUGAUUCAGAAACUGGUGAGAAAGGAAAAAUAUCUCAAAAAGCAUUAAAGAGAAAAGUGGACACGACUUCUGAUCAUAGUUCUGAAGAUUCCGAUUAUAAAAAGAGCUCAUCCAAAAAGAAAAUAAGUAAUAGGAGCUCUAGCAGUGAUUCUGAAGACUCGGAACUUGAAAUGUCCAAAAAGAAAAUGGAUAGGCAAACUACCUCAGAACUUGGGAAAGAGAUAUGUCAAAAGCAGUUAGAAAGUAAAAAUAUUGAUAUUAUAGAUACUAAAUAUGGUAAAACAAAGCCUGAAAAAUCCUUUAGUAAGAUUUCUGAUAAGAUGAGAGAGAUUGAAAAUAAAUGUUCUAACAAAAAUGUAGCACUAAAUUUAAAUAUGAACAUUGAAAACUUACGUCCUGAAAAGGCAAAAGAAAAUUCAAAACCAAAAACAUCAGGGUUUGAAAAGGCAACAGAAAGUUCAGAAACUAACAUUGAAAAACUUGGUACUGAAAGUUCAACACAAAAUUUAUAUGAGAGCAGUGAAAAGUUAGGUCUUGAAAAGACAACAGAAAAAGGUUCUGAAAAAGCAAAACUAAAAGAUCCCGAAAAGGCAGCAAAUUAUUCUGAAAAGACAACAGAAGGUCCUGAAAAGGCAGCAAUGAAAGAUUCUGAAAAGGCAACAAUAAAAGAUCCUGAAAAGGUAACAAUAAAAGAUCCUGAAAAGGUAACAAUAAAAGGUCCUGAAAAGGUAACUGAAAAAAGUUCCAAAAAUGUAGCAGAAAAAAGCUAUGAAAGGGCAACAGAAAAAGGUUCUGAAAAAGUAGUAAAAGGUCCUGAAGUGGCAACAGAGAAAGAUUAUGAAAAAUCAGUGAAAAGUCCAGAAAUGGCAACAGAAAAAGGUCAUGACAAGGCAACAGAUCAGGGUCUUGAAAAGGCAUCAAUAAAGGAUCCUGAAAAGGCAACAGAAAAAGGUCCUGAAAAGGUAACAGAGAAAGGUCUUGAAAACACAAUAAAAGCUCCUGAAAAGGCAACAGAAGAAAGUCUUGAAAAGACAAUAAAAGGUCCUGAAAAGGCAACAAUAAAAGGUCCUGAAAAGGCAAUAAUUAAAGGUCCUGAAAAGGCAGCAUUAAAAGGUCCUGAAAAGGCAAUGUUGAAAGUUGCUGAAAAGGCAGUAUUAAAAGGGCCUGAAAAGGCAAUAUUUAAAGGCCCUGAAAAGGCAAUAAAAGAUCCUGAAAAGUCUACAGAAAAGUGCCCUGAGAAGGCAAUGAAAGAUCCUGAAAAAAUCACAGAAAAAUGUGAUGAAAAGGCAACAAAAGGUCUUGUGAAGGCAAUGAAAGAUUCUGAUAAAUCUACAGAAAAUUAUCCUGGAGAGACAAAGGUUCCUGAAGAGGCAACACUUAAAGGUUUUGAAAGUACAAAAGAAAAAUAUCCUGAAAGUAAAGCACAAAAGGGUCCUGAAAAUGCAUCAGAAAAUAGUUUUGAAAUGUCAACAAUACAAGGUCCUGAAAAGGCAAAAGAAAUAGGUUCUGAAAUCCCAGCAGAAAAAGAUCCUGAAAUGACGAUAGUAAAGGUCCCUGAAAAGGCAAUGGUGAAAGGUCCUGAAAAAGCAGCAGUGAAAGCUCUAGAAAAUGCAGAAGAAAAAGUUUGUGAAAAGACAAUAGCAAAUUUAGAAGUUAACAUUGAAAAGUUAGGUCCUGAAAAGGCAAAAGAAAAUAAUUCAGAAACCAAUAGUAAAUGCUUAGGUCCUGAAAAGGUAGCAGAAAAGUUGACUGAGGAAAAUGUUGAUGAAAGCUCGUGUAACAAUUCUAGUAGUAAAAUUUCAGGAAAAAGAACAAAAAGCUCAAAUGAUGAUCUUGAAUCACUAAAACUUCAAAAUGUGCCUCGUGGAUUAGCAGAGGAGAAAUCCGAUGAGAGUUCUGCUGCUAAUGUUGAAAAUUUUGAAUCGGCAGAUGUAACUCAAGCACCUAUCAAAAAUAAAAUUGAAAAGUUAGAACUGGUACAAGAUAAUGCCGAAGAGACACCAAAUGAAAAUGAGAGAGAGAGUGGGGAAGCAUCUGAUAGCAGUGAUUCUGAGUUGGAAAGAAAUGUCAGGAGAAAUUCACCUGAUGAUAAUGGAACUGGCAAUAAGGAAUUGAAUAAUAAGGGCCUGAAGACUGUUGAUACACCAAUGAAAAUUUUAAAGACAAAGGAAUUUGAAGAAGGAUUUCAUCUUAAAAACAAAUCAGAGGGAGACAAAUCAAGCACAGAAAUUAAAAUGAAUUUAAAAGACGAUACACUUUUAGAACAUGGAAGUUAUGAGGCAUAUAAAAAAACUGAUAAAAAUUCAGAAAGGGAGAUCAUAGAAAAAUCUGGUUGUGGACAAGAUGACUUAAAAUCCAGGGAACAAAUCAUUAUAAAUGUUGAGAGGAAAGAUGAUAAUGUUACAGAGAAAAAAGAAAUGUCAGUAAGGGAAAGAUAUGCAACCAAAACUUUGGUAGAGCAGAAGAUGGGAUCAGGAACUGAAAGCGAGUAUUCAGGAAUUGUAAAAAAAUAUGGCAAAAAAGAAAGCGGCAAAUCAGAUAGUGACAAGCAUGGAAGUGGUGGGAAAGGUAAAUCAAGAAUGAUAAAAAGGAGUUCUGAUCCAGAUGAUCACAGGAAAAAAAGGAAACAUAAGAAGCAUAAAAGCAAAAAAUCAUCCAGUAGUAGUAGUGAAAGCGAGGAAAACGUGAAGGAAGACGAUAGAUCAGGAAUAUAUGACAGUGAUGAAACAACUGAACAGGAGUUGCUAAGAAAGAAGAGGCAGUUAGAAGAACAGUUGGAGAUAGAAGAGGAAAUUCGCCAGAGGAAUGAAACUUUAGAAAAGGAAAGAGAGGCUGCUCGUAGCAAGAAGCUAAAGACUUCAGAUGGCAGCUCCAAAAGUGCAAGCCCAUCACAUUCCAAAAAGAACAGUAGUAAGGAAAAAGAGUCUCGCUCUCGAUCACGUUCUCAUUCAAGCAGUAGGCAUGAUUCAAAGAUGGAGGACAGAAAGAGUAAAAAGUGCAGUGAUGAUAAAGCUACCAAAGAUAAUAAAUCUUCAAGGGAUGAUAAAACUUGCAAGGAUGAUAAAGCUUCCGGUGAUAUAACUUCCAGAGAUGAAAGAGCUGCCAGGGAUAAUAAAAGAUCUAAGUAUCAUAGCUCGGAGGAUGAGGAUUCUACUAGACAGCAAGAAUCGGAAGAACCGCAGAUAGGUGGACGAUACUGGGGGGAGGACCACAAUAAAGAUAGUGUACGGCAACCAAAAUCUAAACAACUCAAAACAAGUGAUACAUAUUGGAAUAAAUAUGCUGAUAAACUAGGUAUUCAGAUUGAAGACCCAAGAGGUAGAGGGCAAGGCUCAGAAAGAGGAAGAAAAAGAGAGAGGAAUGAUGACAGAAGAGAGAGUGAACAUCAUUAUAAGAAGAGUAGUGAUGAAGAAGACGUCAGACAUGCUAAGAAACGGAAAGAUGAAACAAAUGGUAAAGAAGACAAAAAGAAUGAAAAUAAAGAAUCUGAGCCACCACCUAAGGAAUUAAUAAAAAAACCAGUAAUGGAUCCAUUAACAACCAAAACUGGUGGUGCCUAUAUACCUCCAGCAAAACUGAAAAUGAUGCAAGCACAGAUAACAGAUAAGACAAGUGCUGUAUUCCAGAGAUUAGCAUGGGAAGCACUAAAAAAAUCUAUCAAUGGUCUUGUCAAUAAAGUUAAUGUUUCAAACAUUGGCAUCAUUGUUCGAGAGUUACUCCAGGAAAACGUUGUCCGAGGAAGGGGUGUAUUAUGCAGAGCUCUGAUGCAGGCCCAGUCAUUUUCUCCAACAUUUACUCAUGUUUAUGCAGCUAUGGUUGCUAUUAUCAACACUAAGUUUCCACAGAUUGGGGAGUUGUUAUUAAAACGUUUAGUUAUUCAGCUCCGACGAGGAGUUAAAAGAAAUGACAAAAAUGUGUGCAUGUCAUCUUGUCGUUUUAUUGCACAUCUUAUAAACCAGCAAGUUGCUCAUGAAGUUGUAGCUUUGGAGAUUUUAACAUUCUUACUUGAGAGAGCUAAAGAUGCAACAGAUGAAUCAGAAGUUGCAGAGAAAUCGAGAAAUGAUUCUUGUGAAUUAGCUAUUACUUUUCUUACAGAAUGUGGUAUGAAACUAAAUGAAGUAAGUCCCAGAGGAAUGAAGAUUAUAUUUGAAACAUUGAGGCAUAUAUUACAUGAAGGUAAAUUAGAACAACGUGUUGCAUAUAUGCUUGAAGUAAUAUUCGCAAUAGUUAAGGAUGGGUUCAAAGAUCAUCCAUCUGUCAUAGAAGAACUGGAUCUUGUUGAAGAAGAUGAACAGUUUACACACAUUGUCGAGUUAGAUGGAAAAUUGGAUGGUCAAGACAUUCUCAAUGUCUUUAAACAUGACCCAGAAUAUGAAGAAAACGAGGAAAAGUACAAAGAAAUUCGUGCUGGUAUCCUUGGUGAUGAUAGUGAUGAAAGUGGUUCAGGAGGUGGUUCAGAGAGUGGUUCUGAUAGUGAUGAUGAAGAGACUGAUGAUGAAACUGAAAAACAAGAAGCACAAACCAUUAUUGACCAGACAGAGACAAACAUGGUGGCCUUCCGUCGUACAGUGUAUCUGACUAUACAGUCAUCAUUGGAUGUAGAUGAAUGUGCUCACAAACUUCUAAAGGGAGAAAUCAAGCCAGGUUGGGAGACGGAACUAUGUAACAUGAUCUUAGAUUGCUGUGCACAACAGCGCACAUAUAUAAAGUUUUAUGGGCUUUUGGCUCAACGCUUCUGUAUGAUCAAUAAAGUUUAUCAGGAACCUUUCCAGCAAAUCUUCAUGGAUGCUUAUGACACAUGUCAUCGUCUUGAGACAGAAAAACUUCGCAAUGUAGCUCGGCUCUUUGCUCAUUUGCUGUUUUCAGAUGCAAUUUCUUGGGAAGUUUUGAGCCACAUUCGCUUAAAUGAGGAUGAAACAACCAGUUCUUCACGAGUCUUCAUUAAAAUUCUUUUCCAGGAGCUUGCAGAGUUCAUGAGUUUAGCAAAACUUAAUGAGAGGCUACGGGAUCCAACACUCGCUCCUGCUUUUGAGGGUUUGUUACCUCGAGACAACCCACGUAACACUCGAUUUGCGAUAAACUUUUUUACAUCAUGUGGUUUAGGUGGCCUCACAGAUGGACUACGAGAAUUUCUUCGUACUCAGCCAAAACCAACAGCUGUAGUGGCACCCGUGCAGCAGCAAUUAAAUAAAAAUGAUAGUAACAAGAGUGAUAGUGACAGCAGCAGUGACAGUAGCAGUGAAAGUGAUAGCAGCACAACCACCACCACCACUACCACCACCACUAGUAGUAGCAGUAGCAGCAGCAGUUCAGACAGUUCUUCAGACAGCAGUAGUGAUAGCUCAGAUUCAUCAUCAAGUGACUCUGAAGACACUUCAGAGGAUGACAGAAGAAAAAAGAAGAAAUUAAAAAAGAAAGAGGCUAAGAAAAAAGGUUUAUUAAAUAAAAGUAAAUCAAAAUCUAACAAGAAGGGUGAAAGAUCUGGAGAUAAUAAAGCCUCUACUAAGAAAAAGAGUGAGAGUGAAAGUGAAGAGGAGGAAAGCUUUGUGAGGUAUAGAGAGGAAGAUUUAGAUGAUAUAAAAGAGAGAGACAGAGGGGAGAGAUGGAGGAAUAUUGAGGAUUGGAGUAGGAGAGAUGGUAGUAGUGAAAGUGGAGAUAGACCUAAAGAAGAAAGACAUGAAAGGGAGGAGAGAAAAAGAAAUCAUGCUUCUUUAAGAGAAAUAAAGGAAGGUGAAAAUUCAGAAAAAAGAGAAAGACAAAGGGAUGAUUAUGAAGGAGACAGAAGAGGAACACACAAUGAACAUGCAAGAUCAGAGAGCAGGAAAAGAGUUGAUGAUGAAGAUGCAGGAUAUCAAAGAAAAAGAGAAAAGAAGGAUGAAAAGAAGAGACAUGGUAGUGAAGAUGAAAGUGAUCAAGAACAUAGGACAGAUGACAGUGUAGACAGAGGAGACAGGAGAAAGAAAAGAAAUGAAAGCCAAGAAAGAGAUUCAAAGCGAAAGAGGAAUGAUUUUGAAGACAGAGUAAAGGCUGAUGAUAAAGGAACAGAGCGUUGGAAGCAACGAGGGGAACAUAGGAGACAAAGUGAAGGUAGAGAUCAUAAAGAGAGGAAAGGACAAAGAGAAGAAAUAAGGGAGAGAGAGAGCCAUCAUCCACAUGAUGGAGACUGGAGAAGAGAUAAAAAAAUGCAAAACCAAAGAUCCGAAAGUGGCAGUGAUGAACGAAGAGGAUGGGAGAAAAACAGAUACCAUUAAGCCUGAAAUUUAAAAUAUAAAUUAAUACCAAGUGACUCAGUUCUCACUGAAAGUGUAUGGAUGAUGUUCUCUUUAUAUGCAGUAACAAAAUACUGACACGUAUGCUGUAAAUAUCAAGAUUUGUAAGUUACCUCUCCGGGAAUUAUUCCACGUCUUUAAUAAAUUGAUAAAAUAAAACAUACCUACACACCAUGGCUGUUGCUCAUAUCAGUGGCUGUCUUCCUCACAGUACAGUAAUAAGUGUAAUAAUCAUAACCCUGUUCUGUGUUUCUUUACAUUUUGUAUGACUUCCUGAGGCACAGCUGGCUGGCUCAUGCAGAACAUCCUCCACACACUGUAAUAUAUGCACAUUCCUAUAGAGCUCUCCAUCAAAACAAUUUCUUUGUCAUUUCACUCUUGUCUCUGUUUUAAUUAGUUUUCCUCAUAUUUCAUUUAUACUGCAUCACUUACAGGCCCUUUUAUAGUACUGUAAUUUUUAGCAAUUCUUUCCAUUCAGAAUGCCAAUACUGUACCUUACCUCAUAAGCAGUCAUUCUUAUCUAUGAUUUAUUUUAUACAUUUUAUACUGUAUAUUAUUCCUCGUGUGGACUUUCCUUACUCGAAGCAGUGGCCAGUUGUAGAGUCUUGCCAAGAAAUUUCAUUGUGUGUGUUAAAAGGAAUCAUCAAGCGAUGGAAGCUUGCCAAACAAUUCUACAUGCUAGUUUGGCCGCCAUAUAAGUGAGAUGCCGUGACUUUCACUUAAAAAGGGAAACAGUAAAAGAAUGAGGAUUGCUUUCAGAAAGCACAUGGUAAUGAGACAGAAGAAGUUGAGAAAUUUUGAGAGGGAAUGACUUAGGAUAUGAAAGACAAAGAAUGGAAAAAUAUUGUUGAAUGGUAAUAUAGAGGUGAAAAAAUGUAGCAGGCCAUCAAGUGGCACUGGAGAAUAUAGGUAGUUAGGAAAAGAUACUUUAGUGUGGGAAAUGGUAGUUAUUGAUAUUCUCCACAGUGUGUUCCUGCAGAUGACAAAGAUCACCCAGUCUAUAAGCUACAUAUGAUUUUCUUGUUACUUAUUCACCUUCCCAACUCUGUCUCCAUUUUUGUUUUAGAAGCACACAUUUCAAAUUUGUUGUCAUAGUGUAAGUUGCAAAUAUUAUUUUAAGCCUUACCAUACCUAAUGUUUUACAUUUUUUAUGGACACUGUUAAGUAUACUGUACUUGAACCUGUUUCUCAAGCUGUAAUAAGGAUAAACUAAAAAUAACAGUAUGUUUACCAUAAUGUAGGUUCAGCGGUGUUGUCCCGGCCCGGAUCUACUUGAUUUUUUUAAAAUCUUUUCAGUGUGUAAAAUUGUUUUCAGUAAUAAAUUAUGUGACCAAAUGCAACACAUUUUCAUUUGUUUAAACUGUAUUUUGAUGCAGCCAGUAAAUGUAGUAUAUACUGAGCUUGUAACAGGCAUACAGGAAUUUCAUUGUUAAUGUAUUGUGGGAUUAAAAUAUGUGGGCCCAAAACACAAACACAAUAAAAAUAACUGAAUAGAUUGAGCAAGUGGAGUGAUUAUUGAUGGAAUUUAAUGUAGAUAAGUGCUGUGUAAUGAAAAGGGAGAAAGUGAAAAUGGGCCACUUAAAAUAUACAGACUGCAUUAUAACAUAUUCAAGGGAUUAGACAGAGGUAGACACCUAGAAGUCAUUACUGACAAAAAGUUUUUGCCAUGAGAUCAUUUUAAUGAAAUUAAUGCAACACAGGCCAACUUUAAACCAAGUUUCAGACAUAUGGAUGGGGAAAUGCUAAAGAAGCUGUUUACAGUUGAUGUUGGAUAGAACAUAAAAUAUGCAGUAGUGGUAUGGUAGUAACUUAAAAACACAUUUUGACAGGCUACUUAAAAUUCAAAAUACAGGCUCUAAAAUGGCUCCCAGAGCUAAAAAAAAAAAAAAAUAGAAUUACAAAGGCUGAAAACCAUCAGACAUCCCUUCAUUAUAUGAUAGGAGGAAAAAAAGCAGACAUGAUAACUAGAAAGGUACAAAAGAGUUGAUAAAGAUUUCAUGAUACCAUAAAAAUUUCUUCACAAACAGUUUUAGAACAGUGGAAUGGAUUUCAAGAGGUAAUAAAAAAAAUGUUGCAUGAUAAAUUAAAUAAAUUAAAUACUGAAUAUGGAACAUUAUGAGCUUAGCUCUGCUCCUGUAGAUACAAAUAGAUAUUACAAAUAGAUAAUAACUUUCACUCUGUAGACAGAACAUCACCAGUAUUGCUCUGCUUCUGUAAAUACAAAUACAUUAGAUAAUUAUGCCUAGGUAAUCUCUCAUGCAUGUGCUUACACAGUAUACACACAUAUGCACAUAUAUAAAUAUUUGUGUUCUCUUAUUUUCUGGCUGUGCUAGGUAGGAGUGAUUUUUAUUUAUUUAUCUGAUUUGUUAUAACUGAUCAUAGGAGCACACAGGAAUGGGUUUGUGGGUUCUGUAGAACCCUUGAGAUCCUAGAAAAAUUAAUUUCAGUCCAGUAGUUGAGUAAUGUUAGUUUUUUUCAUUUUCUUAUGUACAAAAUUCUUUGUAGCUUUAUAACAAAUACAUUUAUUCUUGAGAGGCAAUGAUAUGAAUAUUUUUAUUCUAGUUUUGGUUGACUUUUAUUUGGAUAUUUGUUUUUCCUGAAAUAUUGUUAAUAACUUGUAUCAUUAUCAAAAUAUAACUGCCAGAUAUGAACUGGUGAUGGUUUUUAGUUGCACAUCUACUGUAUCAGUAAUUUAUGUAUAUCUUAAAUGCGAUAAAGCUAACAUCCUUUUUGAUGUCUUGCUUUGCUCCUCCCAAGCAAGAUUGCUAAGUUUAGCCUGGGAAUCAAAAUAGAAGAGUAGAUGGUUUGAUGCACUCUUGCAAAUAAUGCCCAACUGAUUCUGCCUGGAUGAUUUUAUGAAGUAAAUCCUUAUAGGUUGUAAAUGCAAAACAUUGCCCUUCUAUCGUGGAGCCCCUUAUAUCUACCGUAUACAGUUAUACAGUAUUAGAUUGAUUGUUUAAAUGCAUAGGUGAAUAUGCCAUAAAAUGUUUUGCCUUUUUAUUUCAUUGUGUGUAUUGUAUUUGUAUAUUUAUGUAAAUAUUUAUCCUUCACCCAUAAGGGGAGAAGGGAGAUUUGUAUUUGUUUAUUGUAGGAACAUAUGUGUAUCCUAUUUGAACCAGGGAUUAAAAAAUGAAAUAAUAAUGUUUUGAUACUACCUAAUUUAUUUCAGGGUUAGUCCAUAAAUUUUAUAAAAACACCUCUUAGGAGUUGGCAGGAUGAAGAGAAAUGUUUACUGCCAAGGGAAAAUGUAGAGAUGUUACUCGAUGUUGCAACUAAAUCAGAGGUUGGCGAACUUUUUUGGGUAUUACCCCAAAAAUUUGUGUACAGCAAAAUUACCCACUAGCUUAAAAAUCAUUUGUUUGAAAAAAUAUAACUUUCAUAAUUUGCCUCACUUAUUAAAUAAUAUAUUUUUGUGCAAUUUUAUUUAUAUGUUUAUUGAUCCUUCAUCACUAUAACUAAUAAUUUGUCUCGUUCAUUCAAUAAUAAAUUUUUGUGCAGUUUUA
Molecule: messenger RNA, 10766 nt
Organism: Cherax quadricarinatus
Lineage: Eukaryota; Metazoa; Arthropoda; Malacostraca; Decapoda; Parastacidae
Gene: ncm
Product: pre-mRNA-splicing factor nucampholin
Biological process (GO): mRNA splicing, via spliceosome
Cellular component (GO): catalytic step 2 spliceosome
Molecular function (GO): protein binding; RNA binding
Source: RefSeq, a predicted model, not a curated record